UGACGUCAUUAUGGCCUAUCACCUGUUUGUUCUGGGAGCGAUGUGAAGGGCCGUUCACCUGUUCACCACCUUCCCCUGUUCACCAUGGGCGUCGGCCGGCCGGGAGCGGGCAUCACGAGCCCCGUGAAAAUCGUGGCCAAUAUUUUCAUCUCUUUUAUUGGUGCUGGGAUGCUGGGACUGCCCUUUGCGUUCAAGGAGGCAGGUAUUAUGGAAGGAGCCUUGAUUAUGGCAGUUGUUGGGUACCUGAGUGUUGCAGCCAUGCUGAUGCUGAUUGACUGCAAGUACGCCAUACUGUCCUCAGGAGGCAGAGCAGGGGGCAGAUCUAUUAUUAUGGAGAAGAAGGUGCCGCUAUUACCUCCAGACUCCUCAGAUGAUGAGGACGAGGAUGAGCGCCACCCACCCACUCCCUCCACAGACCUCACGUAUGGUGAUGUGGGGCUCUAUGCAUUGGGUCCCGGUGGCAAGCGUCUCGUUGAUAUUGCCAUUGUAGUUUCGCAGAUUGGGUUCUGCUGUGGGUACCUGAUAUAUUUGUGUAAGAACCUCAACCUGUACAUUCCAAGAAUCAGCCAAAAAGUAUGGCUGAUACUCCUCUUGCCUCCUCUAUACCUCCUCACCCUCCUGAGGCACCUCAACAAAUUAGCUGUCUUCAGCUUGUUUGCCCAGAUCUCCAACGUACUUGCACUGGCUGUAGUGUUCUGGUUUGACUUCUCGCACUCAGAGGAGGUGCCUUUCCAGCCCAAUGAGUUCUCUAUAAAGGGGUUCCCAUUCUUCUUUGCAGUGGCAAUCUAUUGCUAUGAGGGUGCAGGCAUGAUUUUUUCUCUAGAGGAAUCUGUUGCAGAGAAGAAGCGAGACAAGUUCCGCUCGAUAUUUGUAUGUACAAUGACAGGACUCACCACACUGUACAUAUGCUUUGGUGUGUCGGGAUAUGCAUCCUUUGGUCCACAUACAAUGGACAUCAUUACCUUGAACCUGCCUCAUAGCAGCGGGUCAGUGGACUUUGCAGCAAUGGUCAAGAUUUGCCUCGGAAUUUCGCUCUUCUUCACCUACCCAAUGAUGAUGUUCCCUGUAACGCAUCUCCUUGAUAAGACAUUUGGACUGCAAAAUGCACCUCAUAAGGGGAACAUGUUACGAAUGGUGCUGGUGAGUUUGACGGGUUUAGUCGUGAGUGCAGUUCCAAACUUUGGCAUCUUGAUUAGCCUUAUUGGUGCCACCUGCUGCACUCUCUUGGCAUUCAUCCUUCCUGCUGCCUUCCAUCUCUCCAUCUUCCGGCAGAGACUUACAAAGCGACAGUGGUACUUCGACAUGUUCUUGGUUGUGCUGGGUGUUAUAGGCUCUGUGGUGGGUCUCUGGGAUGCCUUCAACAGGAUGAGUGAAGGUCAUGACCCACUGCUGGAGGUUAAUGAGUUUUCACAGUCAACGGGGAGAAACAAUAGCCUCCACAACCACAUCAAGGUAACUCUUGCACCAGCCAGCAACAUAAGUGUGCUUUCAACAUCUGUUCUGAAAAACAUAACUGAAGCAGAAGCCACUUAUGGUAAAUUGAAUACCACCACAGACAUGACUCGGAUGUCUGUCAAAGAUGGUAGGAUAAAAGUAGGAAAAAAUAAGACGACAGUUAGGCCGGUAGAAGAAUUGAAUGCAGGCUCACCUAGUUCACCAAGUGCUGCACCAGGAAUGUUGACAAAUGUAGCAGAGGCUGACAAAAAUCACAGUAGUGGUAAACUAAAUCAGAUAGGUUUAGGUGCCAAGGUAGUGACUAAAACAGUAGAUCAGCAAGGAACAUAUAAAUCAGACUCUCCCAACAAAGCUGAAACAGACAGUUCAUUGCCUUCAAUUGUGCCUACUGAGGUAAACAACAAAAAGAUAGAUAGUACAAUAUCAACUCAGAGAGUUGAAGAAGAUCUGUCAACUUCUGAGAAAGUCCAGCCAGUCCAGGAAUCUGCAAAAGAAACAGUCACUAAGAGUAAGAAGACUUGAAAACAUGGGGAUUUUACAUUCUUUUGUACAUAUUAUGGAAUGACACAAACUUUGUGAUUUUGGCUGCCUGAGGAAAUAGUCUAUAACAGCACACCUAUGCUUUCUUAGAACUCAUAGUUGUUACAUGUUCCAUGCAUAAAAAUAAACUAUGUAACAUAGACCUUUUAAAUUUGUGCAAUUUUUUUGUGAUAUUCACAAAAUUAGGAUUUCCAUAAACUUUCUAGUCUUCCUGUCAGCUGAUUUGUAAACAUCUUAAUGCUCAGUGACGUUGCAGUAAAAUAAUAAAUGUAGCUAACUUUAUUUUUAGAAUUUACUUUAUUUUUUUAUGUUAUUUUACAUGCUUGUGUGUUGUUGGUGGUGGAAUAGUCAUGUUUAUUUAUUACUGGUAUACAGUUCUUAUCCAUUUUCAAUGUGUCAUGUUCUGACACAAGGUGCUAAAUUGGGAAUAGUAGCAUUCCAUUUUUUCCUAAAGUGAUGUGAAAAAGUGUGUUUGUCUAAAAGAAGAAUAAGUAAUAUGGAAAAGUGAAAGUUCCUGUUUAACCCUUUUUUUUAACCUCAAAACAUUGUCUUUUAUAUAGAGCUUAUUUUUAUUCCCCACCUUAUUUCAAUUCAUGGCAUUCUGU
Molecule: messenger RNA, 2600 nt
Organism: Penaeus indicus
Lineage: Eukaryota; Metazoa; Arthropoda; Malacostraca; Decapoda; Penaeidae
Exons: 9
Coding region: 85-1977 (630 amino acids)
Biological process (GO): amino acid transmembrane transport
Cellular component (GO): vacuolar membrane
Molecular function (GO): L-amino acid transmembrane transporter activity
Source: RefSeq, a predicted model, not a curated record